Messenger RNA from Labrus bergylta (ballan wrasse), 2206 nucleotides. Lineage: Eukaryota; Metazoa; Chordata; Actinopteri; Labriformes; Labridae. The record is from RefSeq and is a predicted model, not a curated record.
CAAAGCACCACUUGAAAGCGUUCAACUCAGGAGUCUGUUGGCUUACAUUAGCGAGCCAAAAAAAAGUAUGAUUUUGCAGCCUUUGAUUGUUUUGUUUGUAUUCUUUUCCUAAAGGUACACAUCAGUGUUUUCAAAAAAUCUAGCAGACCACAGGUGACAAGAUGCACGGUGUGCUGUUUACGCUACCAUUGCCCCCUUUGCCCCCCUGCAAUGUAUAAACCCCGCUGUAAGUCACAGGUUUUGAAGCACUUUGCGGUGCAUGUAAAAAAUGCUGUUGAAUACGAAGAUUUCUACAUCACAAAAUGCCACCAGGACUGCAGGAAUGGAAGCAGCGGCCACUUCCACUGCCCUUUCUGCAAACGGACUAUAGUGAGGCGGCAGGAUUCAGAGAGGCAUAUUCAAACCUGUAGGCGUCCGCUGAGGGGCCUCCGGCAAAGAGACCCAAAAACCCACAGAAUGUGCCUCGGUUUAAGGAGGAACAAGUUCAAGGUCUGGUCAAGGGACCACGACAAAGCCAGACCAGAAACAGAAGGCUGUCACUCCGGAAAGACAGGAAGGUACACCCCUACCUGCUGGCCGCAGGAAGCCAUCUGGCCAUGACAACCCUGCCUGCAGAGUGGGGGGAGGGAAGCCAGCAACUGUGCUUUGUCCACAUUGUGAAGUGCCAAUGAUGAAAAAAAAUAUAAGAAAACAUAUAUAUAGGAGACACCUUGACAAGGCCGUGGAAGACAUCACUGCACAUUCCCAUCUGGAUGCUGUUUGCAUAGAUGAAGAGAAUGGUAUCUAUGCAGUGAGGAAGUCUUUUCUUGAACCAUUUGUGCCUCUCCAUGUGCAAAAGAAAACCUGGGGGAAAGAGCACAAAGUUAAAUGCGAUUCCAACGAGUGCAUACAGGCCUGUGCCUUUGCGGUAAGGGUGGGCAUGAGGACAUUUCAGUGUCAUCAUGUCCGCUCUCUGGACUACUGUAAAGAAAAUGCCGUCCAGACUGUACUGCAAGAAGAAAAAAUAAACGAGAUGGUGAAAAAGAUGUGGUUUGGAGAAGAAGAGAAACAGCAGUGUCUCCAGCUCCAGUCACAGGCAGCUACUGCCAAUGUGCCGGUGUCUGUCGAUGUCAGCAUGAAGUCAGAGCACAAACUGUUUGUAUCAGUCUAUGAGCCAUCUGUAAGCUACUGCGUCCGGCUAGGACGAGUCAUCGUCACUUAUGACAAAAGAACGAACACUUGGCACUGCCCGUGUACAAAGCCAAGCUCUUCAUGCAUUCACAAAUAUAUGGCCAAAUGGCAUUUAUUCGAGACACAUGUGCAUCUCUUCAGAAAGGAACCGAGCACGGAGAUGAAGUCAGACAUAAGUGAACAAGAACCAUCAGCUGAAAAUAUGGGCAUCGCAUAUCCUCCUGAAGAUGACCAACUGCAGAGAAUGGUCUCAUACAUUCACUCUUCGAAAAGGUACCCAGCUGUUUUACCUGAUGAUGUCCUUUCUGUCCAACAAGAAGGAUACCCAGUGCAGCUUUUCCCCCUGGAAACGUUGUGCUCUACAUGUCCAGAAGACACCGUUCUUGGCCCACCGAUUCUCAUCACGAGUCAAGCGCAGAUUGUGUCUUUGACUGGUGUUCAGAAAGGUGUCAACACUUACUGCAAACAAUGUAGCAAAUGUGGGAUGCUGUACAGAUACCAGGAGUAUCACGAUGGUUUGCAUAACUUCGAUGACAGUGUCAUUUUGACCUUAAAUCUUUGCAUCUUCCUACGGAACUCGCUGCAGGCUCACACAGCUGUCGGUCAAGUUUUUGAUGCCCUAGAAGAAACUUUUAAGACCCCGUUGCCAAGCAGGGAUCGGCUUCUUCAUGCGUAUUUGCAUUUUGAAGCUCUCACGGCACAUGAAUAUAAAUAUUAUUGUGUGAACUGUGGAUACUUCCCAUCUGUAGUGGUGAUGGAUCGCCACGAAAAGGGGGUGUUCAGCAUGCCGUUCGGUGAUAUAGAGCCGGUCCCGGGGGAUUUCACAGGGGACGUGAACAGUGAAGAUUUCUGGGAUUGUGUUUCCGCGGAGAUGAUUGCCUGGGGACUCACGUCGAGUGACAGCAACAAUCCGUUUACAGUCCAUCCCAGCUAUCAUUUUUGGGCUCCUUGGAUUGGGCAAGGCACACGAAGGUCCGACAUAGUGCUUAACACAGAGUUUUUAAAAGCUCUGGCGGAGCAGACGACAUCAACGUAA